Messenger RNA from Monomorium pharaonis (pharaoh ant), 508 nucleotides. RefSeq lists its product as uncharacterized. Lineage: Eukaryota; Metazoa; Arthropoda; Insecta; Hymenoptera; Formicidae. The record is from RefSeq and is a predicted model, not a curated record. The transcript is spliced from 3 exons. The coding region runs from base 170 to 508 and encodes 112 amino acids.
AUUUGUCGGUCGUAAAUGCUGACAAUUGUUAAUUCACGCAAAAUUAUUAUUGAACGCCAAAGUUUGUUUUGAUCGCUAUUGGCACUUCUUAUGAUAAUGUUUGAUAUUUUUAUCGGUCGAUUUACAAGUAACAAAAUGUAUCAUUUAUAGCUAUCGUAUUGAACGUGCAAUGGAGUUUAAUUUGCUGCACAAUAUCACUUUAAAAAAUGAGAAUUUCAGAUUUAAAGGAAUAAUAUAUGCAGUGGAUAUUCAUCGACAAGCCAUGAGAUUAUGCAAACUACUGCUGUCUAAAAUCGAGACAAUGUUAUUCUGUUUAAUAAUAAUUGGAGUAAUUGGUUUAAGUUUCAGUCUUUUUCGAAUAUUUCAAAUAAUAUCGUCCGAAGAAAAUGUUGAGGAAAUAUUUAUGCCCUUUCUACUUUCAAUUUGUAUUAUCGUAUAUAUGUUUAUAGCUAAUUAUAUCGGACAGGAUUUAAUAGAUCAUAAUAGUCACAUAUAUAUUACCGCGUAA